Molecule: messenger RNA, 1012 nt
Organism: Suillus fuscotomentosus
Lineage: Eukaryota; Fungi; Basidiomycota; Agaricomycetes; Boletales; Suillaceae
Product: isoprenoid synthase domain-containing protein
Exons: 5
Coding region: 10-957 (315 amino acids)
Molecular function (GO): carbon-oxygen lyase activity, acting on phosphates
Source: RefSeq, a predicted model, not a curated record
CUUAUCGCAAUGUCAACUAACACACACUCCAUAUCUACUUUCGAUGGUGGUGUCCUAGCAAGCAUCCGCCAGUCCAUCGCUGAUUUUCUUCGGCGUUGCGGUUUGAAAUACAUGGACGUCACAAUCGAUGAAGCAUACCAUUCUGAAUGCUGCCAGGAGGCAAUCAACUGUGGCUUUCCGAUGGACGGGAAAUAUUCCAUCCACGAAUACAUGGACGUCGGUGUGGCCAUGGCGUCCAACGCUUACACCCACCUUCCUGAUGCAGCCAGGAUGUGGAUGUGCCUGUUCACUGCUAUCGCCACCCGCAUUGAUGACAAGGUGGUCAGGGGAGAAGACAUGAUUGAUGUCUACCAUUUCAAUGAGCGGUUUGUGAGCUGCCAACCACAGGGUGAUCCAAUUCUGAACGCACUCGAUGUGAUCUUGCGUGAGAUCGCUAGUCUUCAUUCCCCGCUGGUAUCGAGUCUUAUAACCGCGUCCACGCUCAACUUUAUGGUUGCAAACUGCCUUGAUUUUGAGACUGAAGACAUGCAGAUCUCGCCCAAGGCUCCCUUGUACCCAGAGUAUUCCAGGCUUCUAUCAGGCUUGGUGGAUGGAUAUGUCUUAUUUAUCUUCCCUUCCAUGCUCCCAACCACAGAAUACAUUCAAUGCAUGCCGGAUCUAAGGAUUGUCGUAAACCACACAAAUGAUAUACUAUCUUACUACAAGGAAGAGAUGCAAGGCGACAACGCAAACUACUUGUCACUCAUGGCAGCCUCUCGUACCUCCACCAAGCAGGAUGCUCUGCUCGAACUGAUUGAGAAAACUGUACAAGCGCAUCACAAUAUCCUCGAAUGCCUCAGACCUGGUUCAGAGGCCUAUGAUGCCUACGUCAGUUUUUUCGAAGGAUAUGUCAAAUUCCAUGUUGCCUUGAAAAGGUACAAGCUGAAAGAUAUCAUGGCAGAGAUAUCCUCUUCUUGAUGGAUGUUCAUUCCCCUCCUUGCUGUGCCCUCGCGCUGUCUGUCAGUGGGGGUGU